AAGUGUUAGAGGAAAAUGGGGCGGGAUCUACAACUUCCCCUCGGGCGCACGCGCAAUGCGGUCCCGCUGACAGUUUUCCCGAGGGUUGUGGCGCAGUGCGUCUCCUUUGCCAGACGCCGCAGCGUUUCAACCUUGUCGUUCCCGCCAUCGCGCGGGCGCCGGGCAGGACGGAGCUGGAUGGCGGAGGCUGGGCCCGCGGAGUGGGAGGUCCCGACGCGGACGCUGCGGGCUCUCACCUGGCUCGGACAGGAGUUCAUGUCGGACUGGGAGGCCCAGGACUUGCGGGCCGCCCUCUUCCAGCUCCUCUUGCUCUGGCUGCUAGUGAGCUUGCUCGGCAUCCAGGUGGCAUGGCGGGUCUACGGGAACACCGUCACCGGCCUCUACUACCGGCAAGGCCCUGGAGGGCAGAAUGGAGGAACACCAGAUGGAGCCUCACACUUCCCAGUGUGGGAGAGUUCAAGCAAUGAGAGCAUGAAAACACAUCGGGAGUGAUGACCAAGGUGACCAAGCCAGGCUCCUGCUGCUAAUGCCAGCCUGCCCAGAGGCCUUGCUCUUUCAUUGCUGAGGAAACAGCAGCCAUAGUUGCCCUUUCUCCCAUCCUGUGGCCUGGCUGCUGGCCAAUGCUGGUGCUGUGAAGAUUGCUCUGAUCCAUCCCUUUAAUCAAGUACUGAGUCUCAGGACUGCUCUGCUCAGGUUGGGGAAGCUGCAGUUCCCUCCCCCCCUUCAGUUGUCUGCAUUAUUCUCCCUCUUGCUGUGCCACGAGUCCUUUUGCAGACUGGCCUUGAGCCUGCCUCUCUUCAAUGUUACAUCAAACCCAUUGUUGGCCCGGGCCUUGUUUCUUCCUGCACCGGUGCUUGGACUCCCCUUGCCUUGAAGCAGCCUCAGCUCAUAAGGGAAGCAGACCCAGGGCUGAGGAAAAAAUGAUUUCUUCAGUUGAACCUAAGCCAUCCUUUGCUAACAUCUGCCAAGUAUCCCCAUCCUGGUGUUGGAAAGCUGCAGAGGCUUACUCUUAACAAAUUACAGACCUUGCUUGGUCCCUGCGCCAGGUCAGUUUUUGGCUGUCUUUGAGCUCACUAGUUUCUAAAACUAGUUUGUCUCCAAACCAUACUACUUGGUGCUCAUUCCCUGGAGGAGUAAGGCGAAGCAGCGGUGUGGGUAUUGGAGCUGCUGUGAUAUUCAGCAUCCCUCUCUAUUCUUCCAGAUGCUGCCUUCUUCCCUGGUUGUGUGUGAUGGGUGGGUUAUAAAGGAGUGAUGGAAAAAGAAAAA
Molecule: messenger RNA, 1266 nt
Organism: Rhineura floridana
Lineage: Eukaryota; Metazoa; Chordata; Lepidosauria; Squamata; Rhineuridae
Gene: TCTA
Product: T cell leukemia translocation altered
Exons: 3
Coding region: 16-492 (158 amino acids)
Source: RefSeq, a predicted model, not a curated record